This is a messenger RNA of Sordaria macrospora k-hell, 1005 nucleotides long. RefSeq lists its product as uncharacterized. Gene Ontology annotation, molecular function: thioredoxin-disulfide reductase (NADPH) activity. The record is from RefSeq and is a predicted model, not a curated record. NCBI's taxonomy places the organism in Eukaryota, Fungi, Ascomycota, Sordariomycetes, Sordariales, Sordariaceae. Gene Ontology annotation, cellular component: cytosol; cytoplasm. Gene Ontology annotation, biological process: removal of superoxide radicals; cell redox homeostasis.
AUGCACAGCAAAGUAGUUAUCAUCGGCUCUGGGCCGGCCGCCCACACUGCCGCCGUCUACCUGGCCCGCGCCGAGCUGAAGCCCGUUCUCUACGAGGGCUUCAUGGCCAAUGGCAUCGCCGCCGGUGGCCAGCUCACCACCACGACCGAGAUUGAGAACUUCCCCGGUUUCCCCGAUGGCAUUAUGGGCCAGGAGUUGAUGGACAAGAUGAAGGCCCAGUCCGAGCGUUUCGGCACCACGAUUGUCAGCGAGACCGUUGCCAAGCUCGACCUCUCUGCCCGCCCCUUCAAGUACGCUACCGAGUGGUCCCCCGAGGAGUACCACACUGCCGACGCCGUCAUCCUGGCCACCGGCGCCUCUGCCCGCAGACUCCACCUCCCCGGUGAGGAGAAGUACUGGCAGAACGGUAUUUCGGCCUGCGCCGUUUGCGACGGUGCCGUCCCCAUCUUCCGCAACAAGCACCUUGUUGUCAUUGGUGGCGGUGACUCCGCUGCCGAGGAGGCCAUGUACCUUACCAAGUACGGCAGCCACGUUACGGUGCUGGUUCGCAAGGACAAGCUGAGGGCCAGCAGCAUCAUGGCCCAGAGGUUGUUGAAGCACGAGAAGAUCACUGUCAAGUUCAACACCGUCGGUGUCGAGGUCAAGGGCGACGACAAGGGUCUCAUGAGCCACCUUGUCGUCAAGGACGUCACCACUGGCCAGGAGGAGACUCUUGAGGCCAACGGUCUCUUCUAUGCCAUCGGCCAUGAUCCCGCGACCGCCUUGGUCAAGGGUCAGCUCGAGACCGAUUCUGAGGGUUAUGUCGUUACCAAGCCUGGCACCACCCUUACCAGCGUUGAGGGUGUCUUUGCUGCUGGUGAUGUUCAGGAUAAGAGGUACAGGCAGGCUAUUACCAGCGCCGGCACCGGCUGCAUGGCUGCCCUCGAUGCCGAGAAAUUCUUGUCGGAGCACGAGGAUACCCCCGCCGAGCACCGCGAUACCACCGCCGUGCAGGGCAACCUUUAA